AUGUCGACGGCGUUACGUUCCUCAUUUUCUAUGCAGAGUAUGGAAAGUCUUUAUACGAAUAACAGCUCAAAGUUUUCUGCGCUUCAUCGUCGCAAGGCCGCUUCUAGGCAACCAGCGAUCGUGAUCAACUCCAACAGCGAUGUACGACACCGGGUAAUGUCGGCACGCAUGCUGCGUCUCAAGCAACUACAAAAUCAGCUUGAGGUGGCGAAUCUUCACAUUGCGGAACUGACAAAGGAUAAUCGGUAUCUAAAAGCUUUGCAGAAACGCCAGGACUCUGCCCUGUCAAAGUACGAAAACUCGAAUGCAGAGCUCCCUAAGCUUUUACAUUCGCAUGCGGAGGAGGUUCGCACGUGGCAAACUAAAUAUCGCAAUCUCCAGAAUCAAUACAAGGAAUUAGACAAGAAAUUAAAGACUAAAGAUUCGCAUAUACUAACGAUAACUGACCAAAAUAAGCACUUAAUGCAGCUUAAUAAAGAUAAGCAUUUGGAAGAACGCGAAAGACUGGCAGAUAGGGUACGGUAUUUAGAAAACAGGCUCAUGGAAAAAGACAACGAUGCCAAAUUACUUGCCAGAAGGCUUCAGUUGGAAACGAAAAACUUCAAAGCUCAAAUGCAACAAGAAGUUCUAAAGCAACGUGAAAUGGCACAAAAAGUAGAACGAUCGCAUCAGGAAAUCAAUCGAUUGAAUUCGGUGAUUGAGAUAUAUGAGAAGCGUACACCAUCAACAUUGCUUAAAAAUAGUAGCUUUCUGUUGAAAACCUCAAAACCGUCAUCCGGACAACAGCAGCAAAUUGUACGAUAUACUAACGGUACUCCUAAACCAACUUUUCCGAAUUUUUCUGAGCCCUCACCAGUCACAAAUUUGGACAUGAGUCCAAAAACAAAAACCAUUCAUGACGGUGAAGGAGAUAAUAAUUCACCCAUACCAAGUCCCAGAACUUUGAUUCCCAUUUCUCCUCACGAGCACACGCCACCUGCGCCUCAGAAUUCGUCAAAGUCCAGAAAGAAGCACUCAAAAAAGCCUAAGUUAGAAAUGCAGGAUGAUGGUAACUCGAACGAAAAUUUGAAUGGCCAUCAGUACGAUGAGGGAAUGUGUUCUGAGUUUAAUCAGUACGCGUUGGAGCAGGAAGCAGAAUUCGACAAGGCUAUCGCGUCGGAAAUAUUUCGCUUACAAACCGAAAUGACUUCUACUGAGGGAUCAAAAUUGCUGAAAAACCGAACCAUCAAGCAAUACAGUGCAACUACUGAGACAUCUUACGAGGAUGAUUACGAAACUGAUCAAUCGCCAGAGAAAAGUGUUGACCAUCUUGCUAAGAUCUUCGAACACAAGGCCCAUAUCAACGAAAUCGAAGGACAAUUCCUGGAGUUGACCUCCUCGGCAACGACAAACGGAUAUUCUCCAGAAAAGGAUGGCAUAAAAGUCCGUGGUUUAAAGAAACGGUCCCCAAACACGUAUGAGCUAAACGAUUCGGAUUCUGUUGAUAGCGGCAGUCGCACUUCUGCGACUAAAGAAUUGGAAGCAAUGAAGCAAGAAAUGCAUCACAGCAUGCUGAAGAAAGAAGCUUUGCUUGAUUCGUUUUGCGAUGAAUUGCACAGCAAGGACCUAGCCAAAUCGCAUCUUAAUCGUCCCAAAAUGGACAAUACAAAGAGAACUCACAUCGAUCCGAAGAAAAAACAAAACUUAUUAGAAGUACUCAAAGCAAUCGAUGGUGAUAGUUUUGAAAAGUGA
Messenger RNA from Anopheles nili, 1731 nucleotides. RefSeq lists its product as uncharacterized. NCBI's taxonomy places the organism in Eukaryota, Metazoa, Arthropoda, Insecta, Diptera, Culicidae. Gene Ontology annotation, biological process: intraciliary transport. Bases 1 to 1731 code for a protein of 576 amino acids. The transcript is spliced from 6 exons. Gene Ontology annotation, cellular component: axoneme. The record is from RefSeq and is a predicted model, not a curated record.